AUGGACGCCAAGUCCGCAUCCCACCCCUACGUCGACCCGACAGCGUCGCCCGCGCCGGCGGUGCCACAUCCAGCGUCGGUCGCAGCGCAGGCCUCGAGUCAGGGCCUCAGGGCUCUCAAAGAUAUCACCUUCGGCUCGGUCGCCGGCGCGAUCGGCAAGAUAAUCGAGUAUCCUUUCGACACGGUCAAGGUCCGCCUUCAGUCCCAACCCGACCACCUUCCCUUGCAGUUCAAGGGCCCUUUGGACUGCUUCCGCCAGAGCAUCCAGAGAGAUGGCGUGCGAGGCUUGUAUCGCGGUGUGAGCGCGCCUUUGGUCGGUGCCGCCGCAGAGAAUGCCAGCCUCUUCGUCGCCUAUGGCCUCGCCCAAGACCUGUUAAAGGCGACAGUGGUCCCCGUCAAGGAGGGCGAGGAACUCCCACUGAGUGCCAAAUUGGUCGCUGGCAUGGCAUCUGGCGGCAUCACUUCCCUCGUCCUUACCCCGAUCGAAUUGGUGAAAUGCCGCAUACAAGUUCCCAUCCAAUCCUCCGUCGACCCGAGCCUCUCCACGAAGCCUCUUGGCAUUUUCAAAGUCAUAACAGGCAUCUACCGACAGGAAGGCCUAAUUGGCUUCUGGCGAGGCCAACUGGGAACAUUUUUGCGCGAGACCGGUGGGGGUGCCGCAUGGUUUGGCAGCUACGAGGCUCUGUCUCUAUACUUUUUGAAGCAGGCACGUCUCAAGGACCCAGAGGCGAACAGCAUCCCCAUCGGGCAGCAGUUGACCUCUGGAGCCGUGGCGGGCAUGUCGUACAACUUCAUCUUCUUUCCCGCAGAUACGAUCAAGAGCAAGAUCCAGACAGGAGAGUUGACUGGGGUCAAACCGACAUUUACAAAUGUUGGGAAAGAGCUGUACAAGGCACACGGAUUGAAGGGACUAUACCGGGGCUGUGGCAUUACGGUAGCCAGGAGUGCACCAAGCUCCGCUGUGGUCUUCACGAUCAUUGAGUAUCUCAGGAAGGCUUUUCCAUGA
Messenger RNA from Lecanosticta acicola, 1005 nucleotides. The record is from the annotation of a GenBank genome assembly. Lineage: Eukaryota; Fungi; Ascomycota; Dothideomycetes; Mycosphaerellales; Mycosphaerellaceae.